GGAUGGUGCUGUGUCUGAGGACUCCAGCUGCUCUGAUGAUAGCCUAAGAAGACUGCAUGCUGUUCCCUCCCAGCGCCAAGCCAGGCCCAUUCCGAACCUUGGAUCUCAGUCCUUCAUGGAGACCAGCUCCCAGCAGGAAAUUGGCACCCAGAUGGUUCCUCCAUGUGAAGUUGUCUCUGGCUGUGGGCUGACUAGAGGACACCUGGUGGCCAGGCCAGCCCUUUCUCAGUCAUCCAGGACAGGGCAGCAUGGUGCGGAUUCAGAGGAGGAAGCUUGUGGCAUCUUGCCUGUGCAUGACAGCUACUGUCUUUCUGAUGGUCACCCUGCAGGUAGUGGUUGAACUUGGAAAAUUUGAAAGGAAGAAGCUUAAAAAUGCCCAUUUGCAAGAGGGGCAUCAAAAUGUCAAGGAAGAGCCUAACUAUCUCAAUCCAUUUCCUAAAAAGGAAGCACUAGCCUUGGAUGUGAAGAAUGCAAUGGACAUUGGCAGCUACCCGAUUGUGCUGUGGUGGUCCCCCCUGACUGGAGAGACUGGCAGACUCGGCCAGUGUGGGGCCGAUGCUUGUUUCUUCACCAUCAACCGGACAUUCCAGCAUCAUCACAUGACCAAGGCCUUCCUCUUCUAUGGUACUGACUUUAACAUAGACAGCUUGCCUCUGCCUCGGAAAGCCUAUCAUGACUGGGCCCUUUUCCAUGAAGAGUCCCCCAAAAACAACUAUAAGCUCUUCCAUGAGCCAGUCAUCACCUUAUUCAACCAUACAGCCACGUUCAGCAGGCAUUCCCACUUGCCACUGACCACCCAGUACUUGGAAAGUGUGGAAGUCCUGAAGUCUCUCAGAUACCUAGUUCCUUUGCAGUCUAAAAACAAGCUAAGAGAAAAACUUGCUCCCUUGGUGUAUGUACAGUCAGACUGUGAUCCACCGUCAGACAGGGACAGCUAUGUUCGUGAGCUGAUGGCUUAUAUUGAAGUUGAUUCCUAUGGUCAGUGUUUACAAAACAAAGAGCUUCCUCAGCCAUUGAGAAAUCCAGCCUCCAUGGAUGCUGACAGCUUCUACAGGAUCAUCGCCCAGUACAAGUUCAUCCUUGCAUUUGAGAAUGCAGUCUGUGAGGAUUACAUCACAGAGAAGUUCUGGAGACCACUGAAGCUGGGGGUGGUGCCUGUGUAUUACGGUUCCCCCACCAUCGCAGACUGGCUCCCAAGUAACAGAAGUGCCAUUCUUGUUUCAGACUUUUCUCACCCCAAAGAGCUGGCAAGUUUCCUUCGACAGCUGGAUCGUGACGAUAGAUUGUAUGAGGCCUAUGUAGAAUGGAAGCUGAAGGGUGAGAUCUCUAACCAUCGACUUCUGACAGCUCUGCGGGAACGGAAGUGGGGAGUGCAAGACAUCAACCAGGACAACUACAUUGAUACAUUUGAGUGUAUGGUUUGCCACAGGCUGUGGGAAAACAGUAGGCUCUGGGAGCAGGGCUUACCACCCAAACAAUGGAAGGCAGACGUUAGCCACCUGAGUUGUCCAGAGCCUACCUUGUUCGCCUUCUCAUCUCCAGUGUCUCCGGCCCUGCAUGGGCGAUCGUUGAGAGAUCUGUGGCUGCCCAGCUUUCAGCAGUCUAAGAGGGAAGCCCAAGCACUAAGGUGGCUUCUGGAUAGGAAUCAGAAUUUUUCAUCUGAAGACUUUUGGGCCCUAGUCUUUAAGGACUGAUUUCAAAAGGUACUAGAAUGACAGAAUUAGAUUAAUUUUCUUGGAGGCCUUAAUAUUUGGAGAUAAUAGCUAUUCUGUUGAGUAGCCUUUAGAAUAAGAAUGAAUUGCAAUA
Molecule: messenger RNA, 1806 nt
Organism: Cricetulus griseus (Chinese hamster)
Lineage: Eukaryota; Metazoa; Chordata; Mammalia; Rodentia; Cricetidae
Source: RefSeq, a predicted model, not a curated record